AUGCCUUCCAGUUGCUGUUCUGGAAAUUUCUCCUCUCGCCCCUAUAGGGGCCACCUGCAACACUCACAGUCCUCCUGUGGUUCUUCCUUCCCCCAUCACCUGGUCCACAGAACUAACUUCUGCUCCCCCAGACCCUGCCAUCUGGGAUCCUCUCUCCACAGUGGCUGUCAUCAGAACUUCUUCCAGCCCAUCAGAUGCCAGACUUCCCAUGUGGUCCACAGCUCCUGCCAGAGGCCCUGCAACCGCCCAAGGGUCACCAGAUUCUGCAGUCCCUGCCAGACGACAUAUGCUGGCUCCCGGGGUUUUGGGUCCAGCAGCUGCCACUCCCUGGGCUAUGGGUCUAGAAGCUCUUACUCACCGAGCUGUGGAUCCAGCAGCUUCAGACCCGUGAGUUACCAAGUCCGUGGCUCUCCUUCCUUUGGUUAUGGAUCUGGAGUCUGCCACCCAACCUGUGUUACUUCCAGAAGUUCCCAGUCUUGUUACAGACCCACCUGUGGAUCAGCCAUCUGCAGAUCAACUUGUUGA
Messenger RNA from Nannospalax galili (Upper Galilee mountains blind mole rat), 525 nucleotides. Its product is annotated as keratin-associated protein 13-1-like. NCBI's taxonomy places the organism in Eukaryota, Metazoa, Chordata, Mammalia, Rodentia, Spalacidae. The record is from RefSeq and is a predicted model, not a curated record. The coding region runs from base 1 to 525 and encodes 174 amino acids. The transcript has a single exon.